UCUCGUUCACCAUCAAAGACCAACAAGAAGCCUCAAGGUACACAUGUCAACCAAGUAAGAAGACUUGAAGACUCGAAGGCCUACAGUCGGUUCGACUGGAUCUGCCAGGAGCAUGUGUGAGAUGUAAGUAGACAACAACAAGGAAGAUGAAGCAGCCCAACCCCAUGGGGGGGAUGUGGGCAUGGUGGGAGCAGACGAGGACAUUCCAAAAGAAGCGGUCACGCCAGGUGCUGAAGCGGAAGAAAAGAACAGGGAUCAAAAUAGAUCUCCCCCGCCGGCGCAUACCAAUUACUGGCCAGAGGAAGACAGAGUUCGCGAUAUGCUGUCAAAAUGCUACGACGUGGGCAUCCUGCCAUCAGGGUGGGAUAUCGGGGAGAUAAGAGAAGAUGGGAACAAGGCACAAGUUAUCCUUAAUCCUUCAUUGGACAAAAUUAAAGUCAAAUGGCUGAAGGAAAAAACAGUGACCGUCAUCUUUCUGGAAGGUUCGAAGAACCUCCCGAAGAAGCUGAAGGAAGAGGUUAUCAGGGCAUUUGAAGAUAUCUGGUUGGGAGAGAAAAGGUUUGAUGAGGUAAUCAUGAGAGGGAGAGUUUGUAUAGAGUCAAGCAAUGUCCUAUCCUAUGUGGCGAAGGACAAAGCGGUGACAGAAUGGAUGUUUGAGGAGAAAGAGAUAAGGGUAGCAUUGAGGGGGAGGUGGUACUCGAUGGCAUUCAAACCAUGGAUGACCAAGGCAGAGAUUCAGGACGCAAGGCGGGAUGAAGACAGGCAAUAUUUUUGGAUUAGGGUGAUCGAUGUUCCGAUCGACACCUACUGCUACCUCGAGGCGGCAGCGGAAGGAGCUAUUGGUCCAGUACGGAAGGUCUACCCUCCAGAACAAGAUGCUCGUACUCCGAGGUUAAUUAACGUUCGUUUGGACAUAGCAAUUGAAGUGCUGUCCAGGCUGAAGGAAUCCUUCGAGUUCACAACGUUUCAAGGCCAAGUCAUCACGGUUCAGGUGGCACACGCUCGGUCUCCAUGGUGUAGCAAAUGCCGUAGAUUUUUCCACCUAGCCGAUCAAUGCCCUCGUAGACAACGCCGUCGAUCCCCUAGCCCGACACCAAAUGAUGCUAAUCCUCUGUUUCAGUCACCCAGGGUAGGAAGAGACAUUGAUGUGCUCCUGGACUUAGUCAUCGAACUGGACCUAGCGGAUGUGUUCCGUGUAGUGAACCCAGAGGAUGUGGGGUACACCUGGUUCCACCCAGGUAUUGGGUUUUACCUUUCUCCAAGCGUGGACUAUACCCCUGCCCAGAAUGGUGAGCGUAUUUUCCGGCUGAGAAACGAAUCAAGUGGCUGUAGCAAGAUGGGAAGUAGCGAUGAACUCUGGAGAGAAGAUGGCAGAGGGCUUACCUCGCCUUUGGAAGCAGCUGAAGCUAUUGCCAUCUCAGAGACACGCGGGAAUCCUAUGGCUCCUCUCUAUGUUGGUAACACCCUCCGCAGUUUGGCUGACCGGAAAAGGGAUGCAGGUUUGGCUGUCAUGCAGUAGAUGUGUGUGGCCGUUUGAAUCCACAAUCCACCUCUGGUGGGACUGUCCGGCCUCACGCAGAAUUUGGGAAUGGUGGGCUUCCCACUGGCGAGACUUUGCAGAAUGGGAUUGGGAUUGGGACAAGGAUUGGGCGCUUAUGGGCAUCAUUCCCCAGAAAGCGUUGAUUGCGGAAGGGUGUGGGUAUGUUGCUCAAGCCUGCAGAGCCAUCAUUAUUUCUGUGAUCUGGGAAAUCAGGAACAAAGCGUGUUUUAAGGG
Messenger RNA from Chara braunii, 1774 nucleotides. NCBI's taxonomy places the organism in Eukaryota, Viridiplantae, Streptophyta, Charophyceae, Charales, Characeae. The record is from the annotation of a GenBank genome assembly.